UCCCUAACACUUUCGGGCGUCGCCCUCUGCCAGGCAGUCUGACUAGACUGCCCCUGAAGGCGCUCCCACCCGCGAGCGCGGCGAAACCUUCUGGAAGCCGCGCAAAGCCUGAUGGGGAGGCCGCUGAGUGCUUCCGGGUGGAGUGUGGGCGCCGAGCCUGAGCGGCCUGUCCUCACACGCCGGCGGCAGUUGCACUACCUAUAGCCUGUGGAACCCCUGGAGGUCGUGUCCAGAAAGGUGCCAGAAGAGUAGAGGUCCUGGUGCACAGUGUCUUCACCCUACAGCAUUUGGAAGUGAUUGUCCCUGAGGGACAGAAGUUUCUCCUGGCUUUUUGUGGAAAGACCAGACAUGGCUGAGGUGGUUGCUGCCCGAAGAGCUCAUACAAGUCAGAAUUACCGAAUGGAGCAUGUUCCAGCUCUUCACACAGGUUCAAGCCCCCACAGGGAUGAUGCUCCUCCUUGCCUUCCUCCUCUUCAUGGGAUGGCCACUGGGCUUCGUUGAGCCCUGGAGCUAUAACGUACAGUGCUAUGAGUGUGUAGUGAAAAACACCUUUAAUUGUCCAGAACUUAGAACGUGUCCUUAUGAAAUUAGGCGGUGUUAUACUGUCUCCAUGCGUUUGAAUUCUCGGGACAUACUCGUCGUCAAGAACUGCACAUUUAACUGCACAUUUAUGUAUAGAUCCGAAGAGCCUCCAGAAGCCCCCAGAAGAAAGACGACUCAUAGAUUUAACAGUUUUUAUUGGGUUAAUUGUUGUGGUGCGAACAUGUGCAAUUUCCAAGGACCUAGUAAUCUGGAGAGGGACAUCACAGCAGAAUACACACUUGAAGAGGAUAUAGAAGAUAAUGCACAAUUGGUGCAGUCAGCUUUGUUCCUGAGCAUCGUCUCCAUUCUAGUCAGGAACACGCUGACCUGAGAAGCCCCCUUUGGAGGGGCUGAUCAUCUCCCCAUCUCUCACAAGUUAGCUCUCCUUUACUCUCCUGUCAGCCACACUCACAAGAACACACUCUCUUGUGUCCUUUACUAUUACUCUCCCUGACCUCUAGAGCCCCCGGUUGAUGAGUUCCCCAUUUAGCACCUGUUGCAAGAGAGAAAUAAACACCAGACUCGUUCAGGUA
This is a messenger RNA of Cervus elaphus (red deer), 1115 nucleotides long. RefSeq names its product glycosyl-phosphatidylinositol-anchored molecule-like protein. The transcript is spliced from 6 exons. Lineage: Eukaryota; Metazoa; Chordata; Mammalia; Artiodactyla; Cervidae. The record is from RefSeq and is a predicted model, not a curated record. Bases 407 to 913 code for a protein of 168 amino acids.